AUGUGGGACUUCCUCUUUCCAGGAAGAUAUCCCCCACCUUUAGAUGUUAUUAUCACGCACGAAAAGAAACUUGAGAGAAAGGAGGUCAUGGCCGAGAUCCAGCCACUGCUUCUACGCCUUCGCGGCAAGUGGACGGAAGAACUGAAUGCGGAUAUCGAAGCAACCCUAACGCCUGAGAAGCUUCGAGUGAUGGACGCAGAUGCGAAAGCACUGUUCUCGGCUUGGAUCCAUCAACAAGAAGAUCAAAAGUACGCCGAGUGGCUGAAGGAAGCAGAGGAGGACAUGACCUCCGUCACUCAGGACGAGACGACCAUAGUUAAUGGCGGGGACUACUGGGGGUCUACACUGCUCAUGCGUGGUGUGCUGAGCGACUUGAAGAUAAUCGUGGAGACGUUCUCGCUCUCGCCUGAACAGAAAACUAUUCUUGAACGGGGAUUGGCGAUGCUGAGAAAUUUCAUCGAUUGUGUGGAAUGGCACAACAAUCGGGGAAUCAAACUUCCAAUCAUGGAUCGCGAAACUCUGCAGUUUGUCUUAGCCGGCAAGCAUCACGGCAACGUGCCCAAUCCCACGCUUCCCUAA
Molecule: messenger RNA, 579 nt
Organism: Trichoderma harzianum CBS 226.95
Lineage: Eukaryota; Fungi; Ascomycota; Sordariomycetes; Hypocreales; Hypocreaceae
Exons: 1
Coding region: 1-579 (192 amino acids)
Source: RefSeq, a predicted model, not a curated record